AAACGCCCAUAAAUAUUUACUCAAAAGUCAAAAUAAAAGCAAAUCGAAUACUCCCAUCUAAGGAGUCCCACGAAUUCCCCCUACGUUCGGUAGGGAUCCUCUAAAAGCACCGAUGCUUCCCACUCGUCUGCUUCUUCCUCUUGCUUACGUUCCAUUGAAGUCAUCACAAUUAAGCUGUCUUCGACCUUAUGGACGCUCAAGUGCUCAUGUAGCUGAAUUACUACCAGAUUUAGUGGAAAUUUCUUUAAGUAGAGCUAUUCUUAAUGGAUUUAGGACAUUCUGUAGUAGCCAAGAUUUGUCACUUAAAAAAUGUGUCCCAUGCAAGAGGAAGGAUUUGAGUCCUAUGACAGAGGGGAAUGCCAGUGAGUUGAAACCUAAGGUGCCGGAAUGGGAAUUGGUAAAUGAUGGUGGCAUAAUGAAGCUCAGAAGGAAUUGGAAAGUUAAGAAUUUUCUUCAAGGAUUGGAGUUUUUUAAGGUUGUUGGUGACUUGGCUGAAGCCGAAGGUCAUCAUCCAGAUCUUCAUCUUGUUGGAUGGAACAAUGUGACAAUUGAGAUAUGGACACAUGCUUGUGGUGGGCUCACAGAAAAUGAUUUCAUACUCGCUGCAAAAAUCGACAAGCUACCCCUUGAAUCUUUUCUUAGGCGAAAAUAACUUGAGUUUUUCUUUUCUUUUGUUUUUUUGGAGAGUUAUAAUGGCUGAUGUGGUUUCUUUUGUGUUGUUUUGCUACAAGAUUAUAUAAACACGUAAUAAGGUCAUGACCUUUGAUUUCA
Molecule: messenger RNA, 771 nt
Organism: Lactuca sativa (garden lettuce)
Lineage: Eukaryota; Viridiplantae; Streptophyta; Magnoliopsida; Asterales; Asteraceae
Product: Transcriptional coactivator/pterin dehydratase
Biological process (GO): tetrahydrobiopterin biosynthetic process
Cellular component (GO): mitochondrion
Molecular function (GO): 4-alpha-hydroxytetrahydrobiopterin dehydratase activity
Source: RefSeq, a predicted model, not a curated record